AAACGUAAAUCGUUUUUGUGUCGCAAAGCAUUUGUUGAACUCAAACAAGAAGAACUAUUUCGUGGAUAAAAUUUAAUUUAUUUUUACAUUUUUGGACUUUGAGGUGCUCCAGGGAUGGCCGCCUCGUCCUCCUCGUCCUCUGCGGGGGGAGUGAGUGGGAGCUCGGUCACAGUCUCUGGGUUCAGCGCCUCAGACCUGACGCCUCCGAGAAAAGUGCUGUUCACGUACCCCAAAGGAUCAGGCGAGAUGAUGGAGGAUGGGUCCGAUCGGUUCCUGUGUGAGUCUGUGUUCAGUUAUCAAGUGGCCUCGACGUUAAAACAAGUCAAACACGAUCAGCAGGUGUCGAGGAUGGAGAAGUUGGCGAGUUUGGUGGAGGAGCUGGAGGCGGACGAGUGGAGAUACAAACCCAUAGAGCAACUUUUAGGGUUCACACCUUCAUAAAGAAAUACAAAACCAACACAGGACUUUGAGCUGAAAUCUGCCAAAGACACAAGAGGAGAGGGAACGACUCUUCACUGGUUUCUGUUUCAAAUGAUUUCUUCCUGAGUUUGUGACGACCUUUCCCCGUUCAAAACAUUUAAAUGUCCCAAACUCCUCUACUCUCUGAUCUGCUCUAAUGUUUCCUCAAACAGACCUGGAGUUGUGUUUUGUUUCGUUCUCACAUGUUUAACUCACAAACCUGCAGAUUUAGGCCGAGUUCUUCUCUCCAACAGAAAACACUCUGUUCCACCUUGUGAUGUCAUCAUGUGAUACAGGAAGUGCUCCACUGUGUUUUUAAACUCCACCUUCACUAGAAUCAUCUGGAUCAUUUCAGUCCUGGAGUUCUCACUUAUCUCGACUCAACUAAAGGUGAAAAGAGCUGUUCACUUGGGAAAAAAAACAAAAAACAAAACACCACGUCAUGACAUCACAAGGUGGAACAGAGCAUUUUGAGCUUUGGAGAUGCAGACAGACAAACAAAACACAACUCCAGGUCUGUUUUUGAGGAGGGACCAGCAGUAUAACACGGAUUAAAGCUCACCAGAGUCCAUUUUGUGUAAUAUAGAAGCUUAAAGUUACAAAUAUUUCUUUUCAAAGCCAAAGUUUUAUUUGCAUUUCUGCCGUUGUCAAAGUGAAUCUGUCCAUAUUUGUUACUUAAACUUGUAAAUAAAUAUGAGGUGGACGUGUGUGCCUCUUGUUACACGUCUUU
Molecule: messenger RNA, 1189 nt
Organism: Periophthalmus magnuspinnatus
Lineage: Eukaryota; Metazoa; Chordata; Actinopteri; Gobiiformes; Gobiidae
Gene: anapc16
Product: anaphase promoting complex subunit 16
Exons: 4
Coding region: 115-441 (108 amino acids)
Biological process (GO): protein ubiquitination
Cellular component (GO): anaphase-promoting complex; kinetochore; cytosol
Source: RefSeq, a predicted model, not a curated record